Messenger RNA from Lichtheimia ornata, 948 nucleotides. RefSeq lists its product as uncharacterized. Gene Ontology annotation, cellular component: Golgi apparatus. The coding region runs from base 1 to 948 and encodes 315 amino acids. The record is from RefSeq and is a predicted model, not a curated record. Gene Ontology annotation, biological process: GDP-fucose import into Golgi lumen; protein O-linked glycosylation via fucose. Lineage: Eukaryota; Fungi; Mucoromycota; Mucoromycetes; Mucorales; Lichtheimiaceae. The transcript has 4 exons. Gene Ontology annotation, molecular function: antiporter activity.
AUGGUGGAUAAAAGCAACUUACCCCUGCCGACAACCACAACCACAGGGCGCUUUUUCUAUUUAUCUCAUGAUAAACUCCAACUCAUAUUCUUUUUCACUUUGGCUUCUUUAUUCUCCACUCUUGUCAUUACACGUCUAAUCGUCGCCACUGAAUACAAGCUUCACUACCCUUACUCCAUCAACGCAUUCCAACUUGGAUUUGGCUGGUUGGCCCUUCGAUUCCUUGGCCCCAAGCAAACCCAUGUCUCGCCAUCAACAAGAUUCCUCUUACCUACCGUUGGUGUAUACACAGCGCUAUUAGGUGUCAAGCCUAUAUUCUUGACGCAUGUACCAGCAACAUCCUAUCACCUGUUUCUUGCAGCUGCCAUCCCCUUGACACUUGCACUGUCACGCGUCGUGUUGACCAGCGAAAGAUCAUCUCAAUCAUUGCACAUCCUUCCUUGUCUUGUAUUUUGGAUUGGAUCAUGGAUCAGUACCUGGAACAGCCACACGCCAUCCACAUCUUGGCAAGGUCUCUCUUUAGGUCUUUUGCAUGCAUUCUUGGUUGCAAGUUACAGUAUCCUAGCCAACCACACCAUGGCAACCGUUGACAUAGGGAUUAUGAUCCGAUACAUCACCGGGCUGGGUUCUCUUGGCAUGUUGGUGUUCGUUCUCUUAUCAGGUGAAUGGCAAGGUCCAUUGCCUUAUUUUUGGAACGACCUUGGCUUUUGGUUUCAAAUGAUGCUCUCGGGUGUGCUCGGUCUUGGAGUCAAUCUAUUGGGCAUCAUGCUGAUCCGGCAAACAUCACCAUUGACGUACAUUAUGGCUAUCGGAACCAAAUCUUGCUUACAAACUAUCCUGGCAGCUGCAUUAUUCGGCAAUCCAUUAUCCAAUAUGUAUGCUGCAGGAAUCGCCAUUACUCUUUCAGGUGCUGGAUCUUACUUUUACAUCACAUCAAGGCAGUCAUAA